Molecule: messenger RNA, 631 nt
Organism: Schistosoma curassoni
Lineage: Eukaryota; Metazoa; Platyhelminthes; Trematoda; Strigeidida; Schistosomatidae
Source: the annotation of a GenBank genome assembly
AUGCGAACAGAUUUCAUAUGUUUGUUAUUCGCAAUUAUUCUUUACUCACUGCUAUGUCUAAAUGUUAACAGUCAAAUGGAAAAUGGCCAAGAAAGAACUAAUACGUCAAUAGAAGUAGGAGCAUCAAGUUCAGGAGGAAAAGAUUCUGAAUUCAGUAGAACGGAAACGAGAGAUAAUACAAAUAGACAUUCUCAGGAAAACAGCAAAGAUUCACAUUCAAGUUCAAGUGGCGAUGUCGGAUUCCAAUCUUCACAACGAAAAUUCCAACUGAAAUACGCAAAUCAAAGAAGAAGUGAUAUUUAUACUAGCGGUUACCAGACAUUCAUCGGAAAACGUAGACGAGGCAGUAAAUCACAUGUGAAAACCAUAUUCAGAAAACGUUCUGGCUACGAUCACAAUAGUCAAAAGAAACGAACUACCACAUUCGAAAGUUAUGGUGAGGCAGACAGUUUUGAUAGAAAGAAAAUACGUGAUGUGUUCGAUGUGAAUGGAUACAUUUCGGAGGGUCGGAAGCGUAGUAAACUCGGUGGGUACAUCCAAGAAGAACAACAUGCGUUUAUGUCAGGUGGACAUAAGUCGCAAGAUUCUCGAAAAGAUAGGAAAUCUAGUGAGGGUGGAAGUCGCUCUGUAA